Molecule: messenger RNA, 1089 nt
Organism: Encephalitozoon romaleae SJ-2008
Lineage: Eukaryota; Fungi; Microsporidia; Unikaryonidae
Product: developmentally regulated GTP binding protein
Exons: 1
Coding region: 1-1089 (362 amino acids)
Biological process (GO): cytoplasmic translation
Cellular component (GO): cytoplasm
Molecular function (GO): GTPase activity; GTP binding
Source: RefSeq, a predicted model, not a curated record
AUGGGAAUCCAGGACAAGAUUAAUGAGAUAGAAGCUGAGAUGGCCAGAACCCAGAAGAACAAAAAGACCGAGCAUCACCUUGGUAUUCUUAAGGCAAAGCUUGCAAGAUAUAGGCAUGAGCUUGAUGCGCCAAAGGCCAAGGCUUCAAGAAGUGAGGGAUUUGAGGUUUCCAAGAGUGGAGAUGCCAGGGUUGCGUUGAUUGGAUUUCCUAGCGUCGGAAAAUCGACACUGUUGUCAAAGAUUACAAAUACAUACAGCAGAGCAGCGGAGCAUGAGUUUACCACCUUAGAAUGUAUAUCUGGAAAGAUGUAUUUGAAUGGAACAUGGAUCCAAGUCCUAGACCUCCCAGGAAUUGUUUCUGGGGCUUCGCAGAACAGGGGGAGAGGGAGACAGGUGAUAAGCAUUGCAAGAACAGCUGACUUGAUAUUGAUGGUUCUUGACCCUCGGAGGCAUGAAGAUAAGAGGACUCUUGAAAAUGAAUUGCAUGAGAUGGGGAUAAGACUGAACAAGAAAAAGCCUGACAUAUCACUUACAUGCACAACAAGUGGAGGGAUCAACAUUGGGGUAACCUGCCAGCUCACAAAGACAACUGAAGAGACAAUAAAGGCUAUUCUGAGGGAAUACAAGAUCAACAAUUGCCAGAUGUUUGUAAGGGAGGAUGUGUGUGAUGAUGAUAUUAUAGAUCUUGUUAGUGGGUCCUCUGUUUAUGUGGAUUGUUUAUAUGUAUACAAUAAGAUAGAUGAGCUUUCUUUAGAAGACUUUAACAAGGUUGCAGAAUAUCCUGACAGUACACUCAUAAGUUGCCAGAAAGAAUGGAAUAUCGAUAUGCUACUUGAGGAUAUAUGGAAUAAGCUGGGACUUACAAGAAUUUAUACAAAGAAGAAGGGAGUGUUCCCCACCCUAGAUGACCCGGUUGUGAUUAGGGAAGGAGGAACAGUGAAGGACUUAUGUGCCCACAUUCACAAAGACUUUCUUUUGAGCUUUAAGCAUGCAUUGGUGUGGGGGACCAGUGCAAAGCACAGCCCACAGAAAGUUGGCCUUGGCCAUACUUUAGAAGAUGAGGACGUGGUUCAGAUCUUUCUGAAAUAA